AUGGGACGACUGUGGAGGGCGGCAAGGAGCUGGGCCUCAGUGUUUGGGCGGAAUCUCUGGAGAGAGUUUGAUGGGAGCGAGGAGCUGAAGGGGGCCUGUGAGAGGAUGGCAAGGGGGUGGAUGGGAUGCAGGGAUGCUGUUGAAGACACGCGUCUGUUCAGGGUUGGAAGGAGGAUGAUGGAGGUGUCGAGCAGCGUGAUGAGGGCCUCUGAUGCCUCGAUUGGGAUUGCGCUUAGGGCCGGAGGAGGCCUACUGUGCCGGCGAAGGGAGUUCCAGAGGAGAUUGGACAUGGUGUUCAGGAUUCCGCAGUACUACGGAGGGGUGAGGAGUUCUGGGCCGUCUGUGGCAGCCAAGGAUGGGAGUGGGGAGUGUUUGAGGAAGAGAGGGGGGCUGGUUGAGUACAGGGGAAGUGUGAUGAAGAGGAUAUGGAGGCUCUGCUCUGUGGUUAAGUCCCGUCUGUCCUCUGACGAGAGGGCCAUAGAGGAGAUUGAGAACAGGUGUGUGGGGGAGAUACUUAGAGGUCUGGGGUCCGAGCCGGUGAGUGGGCUGUGCACAGAAGAAGGGAUGGAGGACUUGAAGAAUCUGGCCCUUGAGGUGGGAGGAGGAAGAGAUGUGUGGACGACGGACAUCAGGAAUACCUCGACGUCUGGGAGUGUGGCAAAGGGGAUGUUUGAGUGCGAGUUUGAGGCUGAGAUUGCAACUGGGGAUAGGAUGUGUGUCGGGGGCGAUAGACAUGUGUUUCUCAUUCGGGGGAGGUUUGUGAAUGGUGCGGGGUGUGAGGAUGGAGGGUGGUAUCUCUCUUCACUUGCCUGGACUCGGAUAGGAUGA
Encephalitozoon hellem ATCC 50504 is the source of this 828-nucleotide messenger RNA. RefSeq lists its product as uncharacterized. The transcript has a single exon. The coding region runs from base 1 to 828 and encodes 275 amino acids. Lineage: Eukaryota; Fungi; Microsporidia; Unikaryonidae. The record is from RefSeq and is a predicted model, not a curated record.